Molecule: messenger RNA, 435 nt
Organism: Trichoderma virens Gv29-8
Lineage: Eukaryota; Fungi; Ascomycota; Sordariomycetes; Hypocreales; Hypocreaceae
Exons: 2
Coding region: 1-435 (144 amino acids)
Biological process (GO): translation
Cellular component (GO): ribosome; cytosolic small ribosomal subunit
Molecular function (GO): structural constituent of ribosome
Source: RefSeq, a predicted model, not a curated record
AUGACUAGAGGACCACGAGGCAUCAACGCCGCAAGACAGCUGCGGGUUAACCAAAGAGAACAGCGAUGGGCCGAUCUAAACUAUCGAAAGGCAGCGCUGGGCACAGUUUAUCGAUCAUCCCCAUUCGGCGGCUCUUCACACGCCAAGGGCAUUGUCCUUGAAAAAAUUGGUGUAGAGGCAAAACAGCCCAACUCUGCAAUCCGCAAGUGCGUCCGAGUUCAGUUGAUCAAAAAUGGAAAGAAAGUUACCGCUUUCGUCCCUAAUGACGGUUGCCUGAAUUUUAUAGACGAGAAUGACGAGGUGUUGCUGGCUGGUUUUGGCCGCAAGGGCCGAGCUAAGGGCGAUAUCCCAGGCGUUCGAUUUAAGGUUGUUAAGGUCUCUGGGGUCAGCUUGCUUGCCCUCUGGAAGGAGAAAAAGGAGAAGCCUCGUAAUUAG